GACCUGUGGUGUUGAGCUGCGUACCACUAUCGCUCUGCCUGCAUUUCCUCUGAGUCCUCAGCCUAGUUUGGAUCUCAGACAAGCUCUUUACCUGUUCGUAGCCAUUAUUUUUAACACAUCGUUUGAUAUCUCAGCUGUUAUAUAAGUUAUUGAUAUGAAUUCUCGCUUAAUAUGAAACUGCUCCGUACACAUGAUAAUGGAUAACAUAGUUGUAUCCUAAAAGCCCGAUCAGCUGUAAGGGUUCAUUUAUUACGGCGGAAUUCUAGAUAAAACAUAUGACACAACGUGAUAAGUAUCCUCAAUCUGCAUUGAGUAUCCUAAGUUGAGUAGGUUAAUAGUUGGUUGCAUAAGAAUGUUAAGUUAAGUGUAGUUUAUGCCCAAAUAUUAAGUUAAAAUGUUACUAUAUUAAGUUUACCCCAUAUCGUCUAACAGCAGAUGUUAUGAACAUCUUAUUAAAUUUAGAAUUUUCCCCUUAAUUAUUCUAUCUCAAUAGUUCGUUUCAAGCGGAACUGCAUUGACCGACGGUACUUUUCUGCGUCGACAAGUCCAUUCUUGCUUUAAAUGUGUUUAUUCCGUGCCAUUUAUUCUAUUUCACUAUAUGAAUUACUGUUGCUGAAUCAUGAUAUAUCAUGUUACCACUACCUUAUUUUGCAAUAGGCAAUUAUCGCUACUAGACCACCCAAUCCUAGCUUGAUGCCUCAAAUCAUAGGAUCCACGAUGUUGGACCAGCAAACAUUCCAAAGGCCGGGCCUGAACGACCCGCUGAAGUGUAGUCCUCUUUCCAAUGAAAACAUAAUCCGGGAAAACAACAGUGACGACAACUCUAGCACAGCAGAGCAGAUUGCAACUGACAUCUACGACUCGCAGCAGUUCUGGAACUCUAGUCUUGAUGACGUGAACCAAGUGUUGCAGUCCCUGACCAUCUCAACCAACAACGAUGCGGCAAGUAAUCAGAGCUCAUCUUCUGCUUACAGCUCAUCCUACUCUUCCCCUACAUCGACCAGCUACGGACCGGGACUGGGAAAUGGUUUACAGAAUGGUUUACAGAAUGGUUUACAGAAUAACACAAUUUCCCAGCUCAACAACCUUCCCAACCAGUCCAGAUUGAACGAGUGGGUAUCAAACCCCGCAAUAAAUGCCUCCUCCUGGGCUGCUCAGAGCCUCUCCUCUCCAACAAUCAACCCUCCCUCCCUCUCUAGACCUCUCUUCAACAAUGGCCCGACUGCUCCGAUGGCUGCUUUCGGCAACCCUAACGGUUGGGGUUCCAACUUGGCUGCACAACUCGCUGUAAACAACAAUCUGCAGACCUACCUGAUGAGAAACGCGUUCAAGAACAUGCCCUCCCCUGGGCGGAGGUCCAACUCUGGAUUUGGUGGAAGAGAUUCGUCUGUCAUCCCUUCCAAGCAAAACUCAGUGCCAAGACCAAUGCAGUUCAAUGGUGGCAGCAGGAUGAACGAAACUCCAGAUCCAAAUCUCAACUUCCUCCCUCAGGCUUCGUCGGCUACUGAAACAAUGCUGUACGAGUUGCUGAAUCAAGACAGCACGGAGCAAGUCUUCCACCCCUCAAUCCAGGACUCUCCGAUCAGGAAGUUUCACUACGAUCCUCCUGGAGAGAAAUACUCUAGGAAAGUUUUUGUUGGCGGACUUCCCCCAGAUAUCGACGAAAGAGAGAUUCAUGCUAGCUUCUGCCACUUUGGAAGUCUCGACGUGGACUGGCCGCACAAAUCUCAGAGCCGAGCUCCCUUCCCUCCAAAAGGGUACGCUUUCUUGCUGUUCCACGAGGAGUACAGUGUCCAGGCACUGAUAAGCAUGUGUAAGCAGGAGGGCGGAAAGUAUUACUACUUCGUGUCAUCCCCCACUCUCAAGGAUAAGCAGGUUCAAAUAAGACCGUGGAGUCUCCAAGACGCUGACUUUGUGAUGGACGGAUCUCAGCCCCUUGAUCCGCGGAAGACGAUCUUCGUGGGUGGAGUCCCCAGACCUCUCCGAUCUGUUGAGCUGGCGGUUAUAAUGAACAAGUAUUACUCUGGUGUCUGCUAUGCUGGAAUAGAUGUCGACCCGGAAUUGAAGUAUCCUAAGGGUGCGGGAAGAGUUGCGUUCAGCAACCACACCAGUUACAUCAACGCUAUUAACAACCGCUUCAUUCAGCUGAAAAUCGGGGACAUUGACAAAAAGGUCGAGGUCAAGCCCUACGUUCUAGACGAUCAGCUGUGUGACGAGUGUAACGGCGAGCACUGCGGAGGAAAGUUCGCACCCUUCUUCUGUGGGCACAUCUCCUGUCUGCGGUACUUCUGUGAGCACUGCUGGAGCGUGGCCCACACCCAGCCAGGACGAGAGUUCCACAAACCCCUGGUCAAGGAGGGAGCCGACAGGUCCAGGUCUCUCAACUCAUUCAGAUGGUAAACUUGUGUACAAAAAGUUAAAGUUAUACGGUCCUUCUCAAAGAAGCUUUGUAGAUGAUCCUACUUCCAUCUCUCUAAAAACAAUGUCGUGGUCUGAUAGUGGUCAUUAUUCUCGUUACAUAUAGUUGCCUAGUUACUAACAUCUAGUUGUCUGGUUACCAGACAUCUGGAGAAGCCUGGUAAUCUCAAGAUCUAGUUGCUUGGUCCUUAGUUGCCUGGUUACCAGAGCAUCUAGAUGUCUGGUAACGAAUGCCUCUGGUAGUUUUUGUCUGUUAUACAAUGUGCUAUGACGCUGCGCUUUGUUAUAUAUUAUUAUACAUUCUGUAUUUUCACUUUUUUACCUGAUGAAAAAACACGUUUUGAAAGAUUAGUAUGUGAUAUGUGAAACCUGUUUUUUAUAUUUUCAUCUAACUGUGCAGUCAUUAAACCAACAUAGAAUGCAAUUUGAGAAUUAGACUUAAUAAAUAUAUUACUUGGUCAGACCUCUUUGACGGCCUUUUAACGUAAAGUUAUAUGCUUUUAACUGGCAAACAGCAACGGUUGCCCUGGUGAUGGAAUAGAUUCUGUCCCGGUAACUUUUGCGGUUUGAAGCUUUUAAAACUAUCUGUAGAUGAAGUGAUGAGCGAUAAAAUUGUAUAGAACUUUGGUGGUAUGAACUACAUCUUCAGUAUAUUGUGCGAGCUCCAAACAUUGUAAAUUUGAAUUUUAAACACCUUUUUUACUGCAGAUUUUAUUUAAUAUUAUAUACGGUUUCGUUACGUUUCGUUACCCUUUAGUUUAACGUUAUAUUUAUUAAUUUGUGAAAUUUAAACUUAACAACAUAUGUAUAAGUUAGUUUGCGAGUACUCAGGUCUCUCUUUCUCUCUCUUGAUAUCUCUACAUCUUGGAGUGAACAGCACACAAAUAUUUUGUUGUCUCUUUUAGUGGAUAAUCUGUAUUUGAUUUUAUAUUAUUUGUCAAGAGUGGUUUAUUAAUAAUAAGUACUAUAUAUUAUAAUGUUACGGUAAUCACGUUUGCUAUUGCUACAUAAUAUAUUAUAUAUGUAACUGGUGCAUUAUAGUGUUAUUUAAAUGCAGUUCCUGCCAAACUGCGCCAUUUUUGGAGUUUUUAAAUCUUUCUACGGCAAAGAAGUUAGCAUAAUAUAUACUAUUUGAAUAAAACAGCUUGAUCGCACUUUAUAUAGUUGUUGGUUACAUGUUGAUGUUGGAUCACAUUUCUUGUUAUCUGUUUCUCGGUUACAUUGUCACGUGUCAUGUCAUGUGACCAGUUAUCACGGGGUUUAGAAACUUGCCAUUGUUCUAGCUUUAUCUCAUUUCCUGGAACGUUAUCCAGAUUUGCACGGUUUUCUUGAGAAAGCCUGCACAACCUUAUCACAUUGUACGGAAUUUUCUUUCCAAGAGCAACAUAGAUUUUGAUAUUCUGUCCAUGUAAAGGUAUUACACAUUCCAUAUAUUGUGCACAAUUUUGUUGCUGGGUAUGUAAAUGUAAGCGUUAUCACACGGGAGGUUGAAAACUCUCGUUACAUCUACACCACGUGUAAGGUCAUACUACCACCUGAUUGGGCGGUGUGUGACAGGAGCUGCGCUGAUUGGCUUGCUAGGAACCUUGGGGGGCAUUGCUCUGCACCCGGCUGUGUGUGGCACACGUCGGUACACAUUUAUCUUAUUACAUGCUACUUAGACAAGCAGAUGUUUUAAAUGUAUUAUAACGGUUCAGCCAAACCCAGAUCUCCGUCUCACACACCUCUAACAGUGCACUUACCUCUAAUAAUGUACCUUGUUGCUUUCAAUGGGACAUAUUUCAGCUAUCAACAAACAGAUUUCCAACUCCCAAAUUGUCCCUUCACAUGCUAAAUUCCAAUACAUGUUCGUAAUUUCCAGUACAUGCCGACGGCCCUGUGUACACAGAAUAACUGAACACAACUACUAGUUACUGUGAGAAAAGUAUUAGCUGUGAGGCCUCUACCGUAGCUCGGCAACAGGAAACGUGAUCCUUCUGUUCCUGUUAUCACUCUCAAAUCACGUGCUCCGAAUCCUGUCCUCUGAUUGGCUAAACACAUUGCUUGCUUUAGUUUCAUUGGUCACCAACCCGCUCUCUCUCACCUGAGCUACCUGUAUAUAGUUGUUGCCAAACAAUGUUAAAUUGUACACGAACUUGGUGAGUACGAGAGAGUGUGUGUGAUUAUACCUUGUAGCGGUAUAACAGCUCUGUGUUAGCGGUCCUCCUGCGUCGUCAUGAUGGCCUCCCUAACAAAGAGGGCUACAAACUCCCGAUCAUAGUGAAUAGUACCGCACACUUGCUAUUAUAACGUGAUAGCCCAUUUACCAUCCAGCAACUAUUUUGUGGACAAAUAUGGAAUAAUAGGAAUUUUGAGAAUUAACUUCUAGCAUUUAAUAGAUCGCUAUUUUUGAAGUCGGUGAAGACUAAAUUUUUUACCCAAAAAAGCAGUCUUAAUAAGUAUUAUAAUAUAUUCUUUGUCUUUAUAAGUGUAUCAAUAUUAUCAUAUUAUAAGCUAGCUUAACAUCUAUACAAUAUAUAAUAUAUUCUUAUCAUUAUUUUAUAGUAUUUUUACGCUACUUCAACCGAUAUUUAAAUUAUGAUUUUUGAUAAAAUUGAUCAAUGGUUUCUUUUUCAAAUAUAUCGAAUUUCAUAGUUUCCAAUUUUAUUCCUUAUUUCAGUUAUGAUUUAGACUCUUUUGUAGAAUUGCAUGAUUUAAAAUUAAUGGGUUUAAGAACUUUCCUGAUUUUGUACGAUUAUAUAUAUAUAAUAUACAUAAUCUACAUUAUAUAUAUUUACUAGCUAUCGAUAUUAUUUUCAAAGCAUUUCGGCCCAACAGCUCAGUACACUUCACUAGGAACCUUUUCUUUACCAACAUUAUUUGAUAUAUUAUUGAAAACAUCCAUAAUGACGUAAUAUUAUAAUUCAAGGUAGGGGUUUAGAAUACAUUUGACCUUUUUCUAACAAUUCAUAAUGAUAAUAAUAUAACAUAUUGUAAGAUAUAGUUCUACGUUAACUGUGUGGAGUACAUUUAAAAGCAUCUCAAUUCCUUUAUCCUUUAGUGUUUUUUAUUUGCAAUGUAGAUAUGAAUCGUUAUGUUAUGGUGUGGCUAAUACUGUAGUAUGGUGCUAUAUAUUGUGCUAUAUAUUUGAUUAAAUAUGGGCCCUAGUAUAUAUAUAUGUAAAGAGACUCCGGAUGUGGCACAUGUUGAUUAUGUUCGUGUCCUUCUUUUUCCCUCUAGCCCCAUAUUUUGUACUACAGAUUAUGAUGAUGAAGGUUUGAAUGCCCGAGCAAAGGUUCCAGUGCAUAUAGUGUUUGAGGUAUUUUUCCAACUUUUAUAUUCGCUAACUGUUUGUGCGAUGGAACUUUACAAAUUCAAGCUGUGUAUCUAUUAUAUAUUUUUAUUAUGAGGAAUUUACAGGCUUCAUUUUUACAUCAUAUUUUGUGAUAUGCCAAUGGGUAGUAAGAACAGUGAGGUGCCUUUGUGACGUGCAGACGCGACGCAUUGUCGCGAGUGUCUCACGUAGCUUCACGUGGUACAGCUUGACUCGGUUUUGUAAAAUAUCUCUAGCAAAUCAGUUUGUUUUAAAGAAAUUCUAAUGAUUUAUACGACCCUUUUACACCAAAUGUUUUCUAUUGUAAUUCGAUACUAACUUUAAGUGUAGAAAUUUCAAAAUAUAAUGUAUGCUAAAAUAAAUGCUUUACGGUUUUGCGUGUACAGUAUAAAGUUACCAACCCCCGUUUAGGCCUAUAUUUACAGACCUAUUUACCAUUAUGCUGUACUAGCUAUAACCGAAUUCCUUAUCUUGGCUGUGGAACGAAUACGUGGAUAUUUUAUAUACAAGAUUUUAUGUGGGCAAAUUUGGAAAUAUAAUGCAUGAAUUUUUGCGACUCGUGCUAUACGUUCAGUGUCUUGACCCCUCCUGACCGGCCAAACAGCCCAGGGCCUGUAUUUGAGAUCCACAAUGUGUGUCGAUCAAACUAUCUUAAAAGUGAAGACUGAUGUAUCAGUAAUGUUGAAUUGAAACAUCUUAUAAAGCAAAGCUGUUCCAAGCUCAUCAUCUUUCUGACGUCACUUUAAAGCUUUACUACUCUAACAUAGUAACGUGUAGCUCUAGUUUCGCGAAUCGUGGGAUGUAGUACUAUAGCUUACAGUACGCGCCUACUUAUAGUGCAUAUGUACCAAUGAUGUAUAUUAGAAAUAUUUGUUAUUUGUUACUUUCAUAUUUAUUUAGAAAUUGAAAACAGAGCAACCACUUUUUCUUGCAAAUCCACUGCAUUUAGAACAUGCCUUUAAUAACAGCUCCGAGUCAAAUAAAAUGCUCGAAUGUAUGUGACGCAAGAAACGCGUCGCCUUUUAAGCGAUUUCCAACCGUUUGGAUGCAGUGGAUUUCGAGUAUAAUUUCUUAAUGGUCGGUGAUUGCUGUAGUUAGUACCCAUGCUAUUAAAGUUUGCUUUGCAA
Molecule: messenger RNA, 6858 nt
Organism: Bolinopsis microptera
Lineage: Eukaryota; Metazoa; Ctenophora; Tentaculata; Lobata; Bolinopsidae
Product: cytoplasmic polyadenylation element-binding protein 4-like
Exons: 8
Coding region: 694-2400 (568 amino acids)
Biological process (GO): regulation of translation
Molecular function (GO): translation regulator activity; mRNA 3'-UTR binding
Source: RefSeq, a predicted model, not a curated record